GAAAUGAAAAGGGGUAGAAUUCUUGGACAAGUUGAAAAUUGAUAAACAAAAAUUUACUAUCGCUAAAAGUCGGCUGAAAUUUCUUUUCACCUCUUCUUCUAAAUAUAAAUUUUAUAAAAAUGAGUGACGAAGUGAAAAAAUUCUUCACGGGCAUUCUACAAAAAGUGAAUGGAUUGAAGGUGAUAAUAAUCAGCGAUCGUGAUGGUGUCCCUUUAAUGCGAUUAUCAAAAGAUAACAAAUUUCCAGAGCUGGGAACGAAACAAUCUUUUCUAGCCACAUUCACAAUCUCCAACGAGCAGUCGAGUAAAAUGCUAUUGGGAAGAAACAAGUCCAUAAUUUCUAUGUACAAGUCAACUGUGGUAAUUCAAAUGAAUAAAUAUCCAUUAACUAUAACAUUUGUUGGUUCUGAGAAUUGCAAUACGGGACACAUCAUGUCAUUUGAGGAUGAGUUAGAUAAAUAUCUAGAAGAUUUUAAGCUCGCAGUUGAAAAUUAAUACAAGAUAUAAAUAAAAAAAGAAACCAUUUAUUUAAUUUCUUAAUUCUUAUUACCUCUCAAAAAUUUGUCAAAGGUUUUCACCCCCAACUGGGAAAAUUUUAAAUCAAAGUGCCGAAGUUGAAAGCAAACUUUAGUAACCUUUCACAUAUUGUUUUUUUUUAUCGAUGGUGUUGUACAAUUUCUAGCAAAUAUGAUGAGUAACAAAUAAGAAGUGACUUUAAAUAAGCUGAAAUGGAAUAUUCAACAAUGAAGAAGAUUUGAUAAAAGAAAAACUAACAAAAGCAACACCCAACUGGACAUUUAUUAGCUCUCCUCCCUUUUCACUUCUACAUGAUUCCUGUGCCAAAAUUUAUGCUUUAGAUUUACAAGAAGAAAAGAAGAAAGAUAUAAGUGAGUUUAAAAGAAUAAAAGAAAGAAGUCAUUGAGAGAGUUUUGAGAAAACAAGUAAACAACAGCUAGUCAAAAAGAAAUUCUUAAUUUGGAAGCGAGCGAUAGACUUUCAUCGAUUGAAACGAAAGCAUUCAGAAAGCGAAUGAAAAAAUGAUAACGAACUGAAAAAAAAAGUGCGGAACAAUUUUUUUAUAACAAAAAGAAAAUUUUAAAAGACGGAAGAGAAAUAUUAAUUAAUUAAUUAUAAGGUAAAGAAACUAAUUUUCAUAAAGAAAAAGAAAUCACCAACGAUGGGCAACAAACAUUCGUGUUGUUCGUUCUCCAGUCCUAGUCCACCGGCUCGUAAAGCAAAAGCAAAAGAUCCGCCUGUGUUCGAAGAACAUUUACCAGAAGGUGAAUUGUCAACGAAUAAUCUUCAGCACAUUUCAGAACGUGAAGGUGAUGAUGGUGCUGAUGCUGAUCCAUCGGUUGAUCCAUCAGCUGCUACACUCUUCCUUGAACGUUCGAAACAAAGUCAGGAGAAUGGAAUGACUAGAAAGAAAUCUUCCCAUCAGAUUGCGCCACAAGGUGGACUCAAAAAGAGCUCAAGUUGUAGCACAAUUUAUCUUGAUGACAGUACAGUGUCGCAGCCAAACCUUAAGAAUACAGUCAAAUGUGUAUCGCUAGCCAUUUAUUAUCACAUUAAGAACAGACAGUCAGAACGACGCAUUGACAUUUUCGAUGAGAGAAUUCAUCCAUUGACACGCGAUGGUGUUCCAGAAGAUUACGACCGACAUAAUCCAGAACAUCGUCAGAUUUAUAAAUUUGUGCGGACACUUUUCAAUGCCGCUCAACUCACAGCAGAAUGUGCAAUCAUCACACUUGUCUAUCUUGAGAGACUGUUGACAUAUGCAGAGUUGGACAUUGCUCCAUGCAAUUGGAAAAGAAUUGUUCUUGGUGCAAUUUUAUUAGCAAGUAAAGUGUGGGAUGAUCAAGCUGUAUGGAAUGUUGAUUAUUGUCAGAUCUUAAAAGACAUCACUGUCGAGGAUAUGAACGAGUUAGAGCGUCAAUUUCUCGAGAUGCUUCAAUUUAACAUAAAUGUGCCGUCUUCUGUGUAUGCAAAGUACUAUUUUGAUCUGAGAUCGCUGGCUGAGCAAAAUGAUUUGUCAUUUCCAACGGAACCGCUUUCAAAAGAGCGCGCUCAAAAGCUUGAAGCGAUGUCGCGGGUAAUGCAGGAUAAAUUCACAGCUGAAGCUUUGAAAAAUGGUAUGAAGAAAUGGUCGUCAUUGGAUAAUAUAAAAGACUCGGCACCACGAAGAAGUGUUGCGAUUUUAUCAUGAUUAUUUAGCUUUUCAUUGAAUUUCAAACUUAUUUUAUGUCAUGUGAAUGUAAAGUCGCGAAAAUCUUAAAAUUGAAAUUAAUUAAGACGACUUUUCUUUUAAAAAUCCUUUAACUUCUGUAAUUCAUAAGAAGAAAUAUUUUCCAUGAAUUUAAUUUACCUUUCAGAUUAAAGCAUUUGUUUUUUUUUAUUGGAGAAGGAAGAAAUGAGAUGGAAAACAUUAAUUUGUGAAUAAACUGAUCCAAUUUUAAA
Molecule: messenger RNA, 2456 nt
Organism: Clunio marinus
Lineage: Eukaryota; Metazoa; Arthropoda; Insecta; Diptera; Chironomidae
Source: the annotation of a GenBank genome assembly